UAUACCGUUGCCUGCCGUUCGCACGGCAUUACAACAUCAUCCCCAAGCUUCUCCUCUUUGAGAGGCUUCGAGUAAGCUUGGCAUCUAUCAUUACAGCCCCAAGGGCUGACUUGCGCGUUCUCGGGAUUACCGAGUUUCGCGAGUGGCCUGCACAACUCUCCAGUAAUCUAUAAGACUCUCCACGAUAUUAAACUCUUCUUCCCCAGACCCCACACACCAUAAUCAUUGCAAAGCUCUUCUUGCUGUCUUCUCUUCCUCUAUCACCUCCUCUCAGUUGCAAGUACCAUUUGUCAAGAUGAAGAAACUCAACCGCCUCAUCCUUUAUGUUCUUACCAUCUCCCUUGGAGGCCUUGUUAUCGGCAUCGAUACUGGCAUCAUUGCCUCGGUCCUAUCUCAGAAAGGGUUUCAGGCCUACAUGUUCCCCCAAGGAACCAAGAACGUCACCUCUCUCGUAGGCGCAAUUGUUUCCAUGGGCGCGGCUGGUGGAGCUAUUGGCAGUUUGAUCAGUGGCUUCUUCCUUGAGAAGCUUGGAAGACGCAAGACGCUCUGGAUCUCCACAUUCUUCACAAUUGUUGGCGCCACACUCCAGACUGCUGCAAAUGGCGUUGCUCUAGUUAUUGUUGGUCGCACGAUUGCUGGUAUUGCUCUUGGAAUGUUGCGACCUACCAUUCCCGUCUACAUCUCGGAGAUUGCGCCGGCAAGUCAGCGAGCUAGGCUUAUGGGUAUCUUUGGCCUCCUCAUUGCCGGUGGCUAUGUGUGUGCUGGUUGGAUCGGAUAUGCCUGCAGCUUUGCCUCUGGGCAAGUGACUUGGCGACUUGCACUCGCAAUGCAGAUUCCUGCUGCAGCGGUACUGAUGGGACUCAUCUUGUUCGUCCCUGAAUCUCCUCGCUGGCUUGCACAGAGAGAGCGGUACGAAGAUAUGGACAGAUGCAUGCGUCGUAUCUAUUCUGACGAGGAUGAGGACUUCUUCAUCCGCUCUGUAGUCGAGAUUCGUGCACAGAUCCAACUCGAAGCCAUACAGAGGACUACCAAGACACUAGGUCAUGCCCUUAUUGAAUUGUUCAAUUCAAGAAACAUAAAGCGUACUGCGGUUGCAAUCACUGUCUUGCAGGUUGGAUGUGUUUCUGGCGCUCUCGCUAUACAGCAAUAUCAAUCCAUCCUUUAUGCGUCGCUAGGCUACACUGGCCGAAAGGCGCUACUGAUAACCGCUUGUUACAGCUUCAUGGGCGUACUUGGUCAAUUCAUCAACAUCCUGGCUAUCUCAGAUAAGUGGCCUCGUGUCCGCACCAUGUGGGUUGGCUGUCUGUCCCUCGGCGUCGCCCUUUCCCUCCUUAUGGCCAUCUCCCGCUUUUAUGGCAACGGUCUGAACCCCUCGGGCGCCCAGGCCGGCGUCGCAUUCAUCUUCAUCUACUCCGCGCUUUAUGCGAUGUUCUUCAACUCAACACUUCACACCAUUCCUCCCGAGUACUUCCCCGCCCAUCUCCGCGGCUACGGGCUGUCAGUCGGAGACUUCUUCCAGGGCGUUUCCAACAUCUGGCUGUCACAAGUCACACCAUAUGCGUUUGAUGCCAUUAGGUGGAAGUACUACUCUGUGUUCAUUGCAAGCGUUAUCUUAUUAGCGGUGUUUUUCAAACUGUUCCUUAAGGAGACGAACCAAAUGACUCUUGAGAGGACGGCCGGAUUGUUUGGUGAUGAGACAGUGUAUAAUAGCUCGAUUGAUAAAGUGGCUCACAUACAACAUGGAGUGGCGGACCAGAUUGAGAUUGGAAAUCGCGCAACAAACAAGCGGAACAUUACACCUACCUAGACGGUUAAACGAUACAAUCUAGAAUAUGACAACAUGUAGGUAGAAAUAUGUAACAAUAAACGUCAGCU
Pseudogymnoascus verrucosus is the source of this 1875-nucleotide messenger RNA. RefSeq lists its product as uncharacterized. The record is from RefSeq and is a predicted model, not a curated record. Gene Ontology annotation, cellular component: membrane. Gene Ontology annotation, molecular function: carbohydrate:proton symporter activity. Lineage: Eukaryota; Fungi; Ascomycota; Leotiomycetes; Thelebolales; Thelebolaceae. The transcript has 3 exons. Gene Ontology annotation, biological process: carbohydrate transport; transmembrane transport. Bases 296 to 1807 code for a protein of 503 amino acids.